GACGCGGAUAUGAAAGCUAGUUUAUCCCUCUUUCCUUUGCAACGGAUAUUGUUUAGAUUAACUAGACUAGUUAGCGAUAACUAGCUAAAUUAUAGGGAGAAAUGAUUCUCACUGUUUAGAAACGGAAAGGAUACCAGAAGGGGUAUUUGAGCGUCCUCGGAAUUCAUAUUUCAGGGUUGAGGCGUCAUCCAAAUUGGGAUAACUUUGAAGAAGUUCUUUGUAUUCAGGGAUCCGCUGAUAAGAAGACGUUAAACAUGGACUGGGGAACGGAUCUCUGGGACCAAUAUGACAUCAUCGACAAGCACACGCAAUCCGGGCUGGAACUGGUAGAGAAGUAUGUCAAGUUUGUGAAGGAGAGGACGGAGAUAGAGCAGAAUUAUGCCAAGCAGCUGAGAAAUCUAACAAAGAAAUACAAUCCUAAACGAGGCUGUAAAGAGGAACAGGAAUGCAGGUUCUCCAACCACCAGUCCUUCCUGGACAUCCUGAAUGAGAUGAAUGACUACGCAGGACAGAGGGAGCUGAUUGCUGAGAACAUGAUGAUGAACAUCUGCAUCGAACUCACCAAGUACCUGCAGGAGCUCAAGAUGGAGCGUAAGACGCAUCUGUCAGAGGCCAAGAAAUCCCAGCAGAGUUUGGAGAGCACCUAUAAGCAGCUCGACAGUAGUAAGAAACGUUUUGAGAGGGAGUGGCGGGAAGCGGACAAAGCUGCUCAGUAUGCCGAGAAAACUGACCAGGACAUCAACGCCACAAAGGCCGACGUCGAGAAGGCCAAACAGCAGGCCAACAUGAGGACACAUAUAGCGGAGGAGUGUAAGAACGACUACGCAGCCCAGCUGCAGAAAUACAACAAGGAGCAGAGCCAGUUCUACUUCAGUGACAUGCCUCUCAUCUUCAACAAACUCCAGGACAUGGAUGAGAGGCGGGUGAGGAAGCUGGCGCAGGGCUACGUCUUGUUCUCAGACACGGAGAGGCACGUGAUGCCCAUUAUCGGGAAGUGUCUGGAGGGCGUCACCAAAGCGGGCACUAAUGUCAAUGAGAGGAAUGACUCCAUUGCUCUUAUAGAGCAGUACAAGUCAGGCUUUGAGCGUCCUGGGGACCUGGACUUUGAGGACUACAGUCAGGGCAUCAACCGUGCCUCCUCAGACAGCAGCCUGGGCACCCUCGGUACACCCAAAGGCCCCCUGGAGCUGCUGGGCAAGAACAGGAGCAAACCGUUCUGGCUGUUCAGCAAGAAGAGUAAGCUCUCUCCCUCCCCCUCCUCACUCACCCCCUUGUCCACGCCCCCCGCCUCCUCACCCGCUAACGGACCCCCCUCCCCCAAGUUCGGCCGGGACCCAUUGUCGUACUGUUUGAAGGAGAUCAAUAAGACAGUCAAACCCAGAAUAUCCUCCUUCCGGACCCUCGGGCGAAUGAGGCUCACUCCAGAGAGGAUCAUAGUAAUGCCCACGGUGACAGAGGACUUCGGCCAUCUCCCCCCUGAGCAGCGCAGGAAGAGGUUACAACAGAAACUACAUGACAUUGGCAAGGAGUUGCAGAAAGAAGUGGACCAGAGUGAGGCCCUGGAGAAGAUGAAGGAUGUGUAUGAAAAGAACCCCCAGAUGGGAGACCCUGCUAGCCUGUCUCCCCAGAUCAACCAGACAGCCCAGAACAUGGAGAGACUGAGAUUAGAGCUCAGCAAGUAUGAGUCAUGGUUGACAGAGGCAGGAAGGCGAGGGGAUUUGAUGCUCAAGAGAGAUACGUUACCAGAGGAUGCGUUGAGCUACAGGUCUCACUCCAACAACAACGAACCAUACAGCCCUGACGGAACCCACUCUGAAGAAGGCACCCCAGAUCCCUCUCAGGCCAUCUACGCCGAGUUUGACGACGACUUUGAGGAGGAGGAGGAGCUUGUCGCUCCCAUCGGCCAAUGUACAGCCAUGUACAACUUCCCAGGCGCCAGCGAGGGGACCAUCACCAUGCAGGAGGGGGAGGUGUUGUCUGUAGUGGAGGAGGAUAAAGGUGACGGCUGGACCAGGGUCCGCAGGGCCAACGGGAACGAGGGCUACAUCCCAACAUCCUACGUCAGCAUCAGCCUCAGCAAGUGACCCGACACACAUCCCACCCACACGAGGCCCGAGGGAAUGGCCAGUCAUCACUGAUGAUGAUUCCAAAAUACUGUGGCAGCUCUCUCAUGGGACCAAUCAGAAAGAGAAACAAAGCACUGUGGGCAGGACCAUAUGGGUGUCCGUAAGGAGACUACUAGGGCCAAUCGAGUCGCUUUGAUUUCCUCGCUGAGAUGCGCACCCAUGAUUUCUUUCCCCUGCUGGCCAGAGAAGAUGCAGUCAAUUGUGCUUUUGGCUCCUCCUGGCUUGCAUGUCUGUACCAGGUCACUAUACUUACCACAAGCCACACAUUUUCAUCGUAGUUCUUCUUGAUAUUAUCACAGUGCGGUUGUGGUUUAGUAGUGGAUAUCAUAGCAGGACUGAUGAUAUAGAUUACAAUGCGGCACCAACCAACAUAUGCCCUCACCUCACUGUGGGAAGGCUUCUCCUUUUCACAGUGAGAGGAGGAUUAGAAGUGCUGUACUGGAGCAUUUGACAUCAGGGUCGUUUUCAGUAAGGAUAAAACAUUUUGAAACAGAGGUACUGAACUUGUCCAAUGAGAACACAGUGCUCCAGUGUGCCCUACUGCAGUGUGCCCUACUGCAGUGUGCCCUACUGCAGUGUGCCCUACUGCAGUGUGCCCUACUGCAGUGUGCCCUACUGCAGUGUGCCCUACUCCAGUGUGCCCUACUCCAGUGUGCCCUACUGAACAGGAGCCAGGAUUAAGAGGAUGUUUCUGACACAUGAAGCAUAACCUGCUCUCUCUCUCUCACUCCCAUGCAGCCAGAAUGUAAACUGAUCACAUUCUUGCUCUUCUUCAUGUUUGCACACGGCAUUUUGGACAAAGAACAUUUGCUCAGAGAAAGGAAGUGUCUCAACACAGGUGUAUGAGCACUGCAUUUCAGUAGGAAAGCCCUGUUGACACAGCCACUAUUCAGAUCAGAUAUACUCACCAGUUAGCGUGACUUUAUUUCCUUGUGCUCUGAUGUAUAAAUAGAUUAGCCCCCCACAAGGCCAAAGACUGACACAUACUGAUGGCAAUAAAGAAAUGCUUCAGACAAUCACAGCCGUAUCUUCACUACAGCUCAGUUUCAAGCCAUCGACAUAAAUGGCCUAUAAGAGAGCUCUUCUAUAGCUCUCGAUUCUGGAUGGUAAAUAAUGAAUUGUUUGUAUUGAGAAUAUAAUUUAUUAAGUAUGUGUAUGUUGCUACAUUUAAGAGUUAAAGUUUAAGGCAUGUUUUGGUUUAUAUCAUAGGAGUUGACUCCCGUUUGUACUUUUCCCUGCAAACAUGGUGGACUGUCUGUAUCCAGAGGCGAGAGCGAUACCAAUAAAUUGUUGCAGACAGAAUAUGUGCAACGUUAAGACGAUCAUAUUUAUGUUAUAAAAUAAUAUAUUUUAGCUAUCACUACACCACUAUUGUCUUAUUAGCUUUUUAACCUGAUGAAUAAAGAUUGAAGUUGAGAGCAGAUGUGUAUCUUCGUGAGGUGAAUGUGUCCAUUUUGUCUGGAGUUUAAUAGACGCUCCAGUUUUGAGCCACGCCGGAAUAUUCCUAACGUAAAAACUCACUUCCAUGUCCAGGUGCCUUUCUUGUUGAAAGCAUUGUGUGUGUGUAUACCUAACAUGCAAAUGUCUUCUGUUUUUAAGACUAAUAAAUGUAACACGCAUUUCAAAGUUCAA
This is a messenger RNA of Oncorhynchus masou masou (cherry salmon), 3758 nucleotides long. Its product is annotated as cdc42-interacting protein 4 homolog. Gene Ontology annotation, biological process: signal transduction. The transcript has 16 exons. The coding region runs from base 255 to 2084 and encodes 609 amino acids. Gene Ontology annotation, molecular function: protein binding. NCBI's taxonomy places the organism in Eukaryota, Metazoa, Chordata, Actinopteri, Salmoniformes, Salmonidae. The record is from RefSeq and is a predicted model, not a curated record.